CUCUGCGUCAACAUUAAAAAAAAAAAAUAGAAGAGGACCGUGCGGAGCUCUGCAACUGCAAGCAAAGAAAGGGUUCCUUCGUUUCGGUUAGUAAGCAGAAGCAGCCAUGGAUGAAGAUUCGUUCCGACGCAUUCUUGAUCUCUUCCCCGUAGUCCGAUCCCCCGAUUAUCAUGCUGACUCAGAACCAUCAAGACAGUCAACUUCUCACUCUGCACAGGAUGAGGUAAAGGAAUGGCAGGAUGCAUGGAACAUGGGGGAUAAAAAAGAAGUUGAGAUUCGAGGGAUUGAAAAACAUGAUGCUUUCUGGGAUAAACUAAAGUUGGCUGCAGAGAGGAAGGUGGCAGCAGCUGAGGCUGAAAGAUUUUGCGAGGCUCUUCAAAGAAUUCAUGAGAAGCUUGUGAACGAACUGAGUUCAGAUGCUGCCCAGGGCUUUGCGAGUGCAUUGCACCCUCAAGAUUGUUGAAUGGUGUACUGUUUUAUGAUUGGCGUCUACAUCCUGUUUAUUUAGUGCACAAAAUUUGAUUUUUAACAGAAAUUUACAUCACCAAGCAAAUUGUACAUUUGAAAUUGCCAUUUUUAUUUCCAUGCAAUGAUGGUUAGAGCAAAAGAAAACCUCCCCACCGUUCACUA
Malania oleifera is the source of this 630-nucleotide messenger RNA. RefSeq lists its product as uncharacterized. Bases 107 to 463 code for a protein of 118 amino acids. NCBI's taxonomy places the organism in Eukaryota, Viridiplantae, Streptophyta, Magnoliopsida, Santalales, Ximeniaceae. The record is from RefSeq and is a predicted model, not a curated record. The transcript is spliced from 6 exons.